AUGUGUUUAGGAUUUAGUGUGUGUGUUUUUGUCGGUUUUUCUUCCAAGUGCAUUUCAAUCUGGUUAAUACCGGAAUUCUUAUCCAUAUCGCUCUAUCCAUGGCAGAUUUUGCUCCCUACGAUUGUAUUGUUGCUAUUAGUAGCUGUAAGGACAAAAGAGGAUACACAAAUUCAUCUUGCUCAACCGCACAUUCAAAAAGAUAUGUUUGUGGAAGUGGGCAAAGACAUAUCACCCAACUUUCAACUAGUUUUGCAAUCGUUGUUGGAAAAGGGAGAGUAUUUAGCUUUUGCGCCAGAUACUGAUGAGACGAAGCUGUUGAUAGACGUAGUGUCAAUAAAGUUUCCACUCUUGAAGUAUGUUAAUAGAAUAUACAAAGAUGAGGUAGAGUUGGAAACCUACAUCCGCUCUGAUGCUUAUGGCACCUGCAAUCAAGCAAGGAAUUGUUCAACUCCAAAAAUUAAAGGAGCAAUCGUGUUUUAUGAACAAGGCCCUCAAUCAUUUGAUUACAGCAUACGCCUCAAUCAUACAUGGGCUUUCUCUGGUUUUCCUGAUGUUACAACAAUAAUGGAUACCAAUGGUCCUUUUCUUAAUGACUUGGAACUUGGUGUUAGUGCUAUACCGACAAUGCAAUACAGCAUCAGUGGGUUUUUGACUCUCCAGCAAAUGGUUGAUUCGUUCAUAAUAUUAACAGCGCAGCAGUCUGACUUAAAUCUGAAUGCUGAAAGUCUGGAACUUCCUCUUCCAGGCUUCAAUAACUCUAAUUUCUCUAUGAAAAAUCCAUGGACUCAGUUUAACCCUGCUCACAUACGAAUUGUUCCAUUUCCCACGCGAGAGUAUACUGAUGACCAGUUUCAGUCAAUCAUAAAGAAAGUAAUGGGAAUAUUGUACUUAUUGGGGUUUCUCUAUCCAAUUUCUCGCCUAAUCAGUUAUUCUGUGUUCGAAAAGGAACAGAAGAUUAAAGAAGGACUAUAUAUGAUGGGCCUAAAAGAUGGUAUAUUUCAUCUUUCUUGGUUUAUCACAUAUGCAUUGCAGGUAAAUCGAUUCUUUUUCCAUAGGACUUUCUUUUCUUUUGCAAUGUUUACAAUCUUGCUCAUUAUCGGGAUUAAUGAAUUGGGCUUUCCAAUUCAAGAAUGAAACUUGAAAUCUACUCUACCCUAAUGCAUUGUUUGGUUUUAAAGGAGGGGAAGAAAUGGGAGGACACCUUGUUGAGUUCACAAAGGGAGGGGAGGGAAAUAGAAUGUUGAACUUUUAUAAACUUAAAAUAGAUAAAUAAAGCCAUUACUUAAGGAUAGUUAAUUAGUAUAAAAAUUUCUCUACCCCUCAAAUUCUCCCAAUUUUUCUGCGCAUGAAGGGGUGGGAGGUGGAGGAGCCAAAAUUGUGUGGAGGCAUUCUGGUCCCAUCCCCUUCAAUUUUUUUUCAAGCAAUUAUUAUAUUCAAUUUACCACCUUUUUUUUUUUUUUAAUUCCACAAGUGCUUGUUGCGAAGUUUAUCCAACUUAGAUAUUGUCAACUCACAAAAAAACAAAGGAAUAGUGUAUGGAAAGAUAUUGACAAUUUGCUAAAUAAGUGCUGGGGAGCUUUCCGUGAUUAUGUCAUCAACAUAAACUUGUAAGUUUACAAUACUAUACUUGAUUGCUUGCCGAGCACAAAUAAACAUCCGUUGCAUUAAUCUAUAAAUCCAAACAGAGGAGUAGUCCUGAACUUUUCAAACAAGCUCCAGGGGCUUGUUUUAAACCACAGAUAACUCCAGGGACUGUGAGAAUUAGACUCUUUGGAAGGCCUUGGUAAAGUAAGCCAAAGAUUAGAAAACAAAACAGUUUUUAGCAUUAAAUUACAAAUAGACAUGAUUAUCAUGAAUGCACUUUCUUUACGCCAAUGAGAUUUUUUAUUGUGAAGAAAAAAGUUGGAUAGUAUACGGUGACUGGAUAUUAGAUGAACUAGUGAUAGAGAUGGUCAGAGCUUACCCAUGACCAAUGAAGAUUUGGUCAGGUCCUUGUAAUGGUGAAGAUUGCUGUAUAUUUUGUGAAUUAUUUUUUACAUGAUAUUACGAUAUAUUAGAGUAAAGAAUAUAAAAGGUUUUCUUUUCCCUUUUCAUGUGUUUUUGUUGCUAGUUUCCCUCUUUAGUUUGUUAUUUCCAGCUGACCUUUUUGGUGAAUCUGUUUUUGGGUUUUUCAUUCUUUUUGCUGUCAAGGCUAGCUACUAUAAAUGCUCCUUUGCAUUCAGCUUUAAACAUCAUAUAAAUAAUAAAAUAUUAUAUCAGUUUCUCUUUUCUCUAAGAUGCUAUAUGGAGGCUUCCAUUGUAGUUCUGAUCUUUAAUAUCUUUUAUUGUACAUGGUUGCCACUACUCCCAAUGCUUCCUCUCUUUAGUUUCCCUCUUCCCUUGCUGAGCUCAUUAUUAAAUCGCAUCGCCUUCAGUGAUUCAUUGUUAAUUCUACUAUUCCUCUGUGUAUGUCUUUGAUCGAGAUCACGAUGUUGAUUGUGUAAGUCCUCCAUAUGAAGCUUGGGAAGUUCAGGAUCAAAGGUUUCUUACUUGGCUUCAGCCAACGUUAUUGAAGUCAAGUCUCUCUUUCAUUGUUGGUUCGAUACACUUUUAUAAGGUUUGGCACAUGAUUCAUGAGUACCUUCAACUUCAGAAGAAAGCAUGUGCUCAUCGUUAGGGUCAAGGCAAGCGGGCUAGCCUGCCAACCUAGCCAAAAAAGGUGGGUCGGGACGGUGUUUUCAACACAGUAGCCCGA
Vigna umbellata (rice bean) is the source of this 2734-nucleotide messenger RNA. Lineage: Eukaryota; Viridiplantae; Streptophyta; Magnoliopsida; Fabales; Fabaceae. The record is from RefSeq and is a predicted model, not a curated record.